AUGGCUGAAGCCAAAACCGUACAUUUUGCAAGUGGAAAUGAUUACGCAAAGGAGUUCCACAAGAUCUGGGCAUACAGUUGUUUGAAAAGGUUUGUUCAUAAACAGUUUGCACGAACAUCGGCCAUUCCACCUCAGUCUGACGGCCUGUCAAUCAACGAUCUUCCCAAACCACGUGGAGGCUUACAACUGCAUUAUUAUGACGUGGGGAAACGCCGUGACGAGCUAAUGCAAGAGAGUCGUACAAUGUACAGCACACCRCCCGAUAUCCAUCACGCAGGRACCAAGAARACMACAACUAAACGACCAUCAAUAUACAAUGAACAUGCAAAGAAUGGCUUCAAGUUUUGGUUGGACAAGGAUCCGCAUGUUAAGAAAAUAUCUCUUUAUUCCAAGUACACAUUUGGUUCUAAACACACGGUCCAUGGACUAGGAAACGCUCCAAGAAAUUAAAUCAUGAUGCUUUUAAAGAAAACAGAAAAAGAAAGUUAACAUUACAUUUUUGUAAAUGACUAAGCAAUUGUUUUAAAGUAUCAAUGUCUUAUAGACGAUAAUUACAGUAUUAAACAAAAGAGUGUAUUCCAAUGAACUUAUAAACACCAAGUAAA
This is a messenger RNA of Exaiptasia diaphana, 605 nucleotides long. RefSeq lists its product as uncharacterized. NCBI's taxonomy places the organism in Eukaryota, Metazoa, Cnidaria, Anthozoa, Actiniaria, Aiptasiidae. The transcript has 5 exons. The record is from RefSeq and is a predicted model, not a curated record. The coding region runs from base 1 to 450 and encodes 149 amino acids.